UUCAUGCCACCCGGCAACCACACUGCAUUCCCAAUUUGUCUUUGUGGUUCUUCGUCCCCCUUAAAUCAGAAACUGCUUCCCUGGUGCAGGGCACACCACCAGCAGCCGAGAGACGCCGAGGGCCAAGCCAUAUUUUAUUUACUCGCUCCCAGCCCUGGCCUUGGCAUAGGUCCACCGAAGUUUCCGCCACCUCUUAGCCUUUUCCCUGCCACCGUUCGACUUGCCAGGACUUUUCUCUUGCUCAACUUCUUUCCAGACCAGACCUGUUGCUAUGACAUCGGCAGUUUCAAGGAACUGUUUUGAGAGUUUUUUGUAGCCAAAGUGUUGUUCAAUCCAAACUACUGGACUGCCUAACUUGAAACCACUCAACCAUCAUCCCCACGCUUGGCCAUUUUCACAUGUCUUGGAGCUGAAGUUCAGUUGCAGUUUACUGCCAAGAGAAUCUGCAGGCGUGUUUGUUCCUUCUUGAUAAACUUUCAACACAUCAAUGGUCAGCCUUUCAGUGUUAUGAUGUACCCAACUGGUCCUGGAUCUGGCGACUCCCCAGAGGGCUUCCCUGAACAACCCAGGCUCCAGCCACAGAUUGGAAAUUGCACAGCUCAGCCACUGGAUGCUUUCUUCACAUGUCGAAAAAAUGCCCUCCUGGCAAAGAGCUCAUCACCCCAGGUAGAAGGCAACUUUGCCAUGGCCCCUCGGGGCCCUGACCAGGAGGAAUGUGAGGGGCUGCUGCGGCAGUGGCGAGAAGAAGGGUCGAGUCAGCUGCUCUCAACUGUGAGUGAGGGUCCCCUUGCAGAUAAGGGGCUGGCCCAGAGCAGCUUGGCACUCCUGAUGGAUAAUCCUGGAGAACAAGAUGCUGCUUCAGAGGACAAGUGGUCCAGCAGGCAACUGAGUGAUCUGCGGGCAGCAGAGAACCUGGAUGAGACUUUCCCUGAGGUGCUAGAAGAGGAGCCACUGCCAGAGGUCGAGGGUUCCAUGUGGGCAGUUGUCCCCAUGCAGACAGGCCCCCAGUAUGCAGACUGUGCUGUCCUCCCAAUGGGUACCUUGGCUGCAGAGCAGUGGGAAGAGGACCCUGCGGUGGUGGCCUGGAGCAUAGCACCCGAGCCUAUGCUCCAGGAAGAGGCUCCCAUCUGGCCCUUUGAUGGCCUGGGGCAGUUGCAGCCUCCCCCAAUGGAAAUUCCAUAUCAUGAAAUCUUGUGGCGAGAAUGGGAGGACUUCUCCAGCCAGCCAGAUGCUCAGGGCCUGGAGGCAGGGGAUGGCCCUCCGUUCCAGUUCACUCUGAUGUGCUAUAACAUCCUGGCCCAGGACCUGAUGCAGCAGAGCUCAGAGCUCUACCUGCAUUGCCACCCAGACAUCCUCAAUUGGAACUAUCGCCUCACGAACCUCCUGCAGGAAUUCCAGCACUGGGACCCUGAUAUCCUGUGUCUCCAGGAAGUCCAAGAAGAUCAUUAUUGGGAGCAGCUGGAGCCGUCUCUGCGCAUGAUGGGCUUUACCUGUUUCUACAAGAGGAGGACUGGGUGUAAAACAGAUGGCUGUGCUGUCUGCUACAAGCCCACCAGAUUCCGUCUGCUUUGCGCCAGCCCUGUGGAGUACUUCCGGCCUGGCUUGGAGCUCCUCAAUCGGGACAACGUGGGCUUAGUGUUGCUGCUGCAGCCGCUAGUCCCAGAAGGCCUGGAGCAAGUCUCGGUGGCCCCCUUGUGUGUGGCAAAUACUCAUGUCCUGUACAAUCCACGCCGGGGUGAUGUCAAGCUGGCCCAGAUGGCCAUUCUCCUCGCUGAAGUGGACAAGGUGGCCAGGUUGUCUGAUGGCAGCCACUGCCCCAUCAUCUUGUGCGGGGACCUGAAUUCUGUCCCCAAUUCACCUCUCUACAACUUCGUCAGGGAUGGAGAGCUCCAGUACAAUGGGAUGCCAGCCUGGAAGGUAUCUGGACAGGAAGACUUCUCCCAUCAGCUUUACCAGAGGAAGUUGCAGACCCCGCUCUGGCCCAGCUCCCUGGGCAUCACUGAUUGCUGUCAGUAUGUCACCUCCUGUCACCCCAAGAGAUCAGAGAGACACAAUUAUAGCCGAGACUUCCUGCUGCGUUUCCGCUUCUGCAACAUCGCUUGUCAGCGACCAGCAGGAUUGGUUGUUAUGGAAGGAGUGACAGACACUAAGCCAGAGCGCCCUCCUGGCUGGGCUGAGUCUGUCCUUGAGGAAGACACAUCUGAGCCUGAGCCUGUCCUCCCCAGGACUGCAGGCACCAUCCAGCACUACCUCCACCUGACCUCGGUGUAUACCCAUUUCCUGCCCCAGCAUGGCCACCCAGAGGUCACCACAAUGCCCUUGGGUCUUGGAAUGACAGUAGAUUAUAUCUUCUUCUCAUCUGAGUCUUGUGAGAAUGGAAACAGACCUGAUCGCAGGCUGUAUCGAGAUGGAACUCUCAAGCUCCUGGGUCGUCUCUCCCUCCUCUCUGAAGAGAUUCUGUGGGCUGCCAAUGGCUUACCCAACCCCUUCUGCUCUUCAGACCACCUCUGUCUGCUGGCCAGCUUCGGGAUGGAUGUCACCACCCCAUGACGGGGCUCCCAGGGGAAGAGGGCUUCUCUUCCAGAAGAGCUCACUGGAUCAGAGACUGUGGAAAUAUCCCAUGCUUCUGGAAACUUAGAUCUUAAGAAACUUACGUCCCCUCUCCUCCCCCUCCUUUUACCCUUUUUCCCAUGGCUAGAUUUUCUCCAGGCCUGUCCACGUUCUCUGCCUGUGGUUCCUGCCCCAUCCCAACCUCUUCCUAAUCCUGUGCCACAUAUUCAGUGGCCCUGGGAGAGGCAGAAGGGGGUUCCCUCUUCCUUCCAUGUAUCCAGGGUUGAUUUUUAAUUACCAGGGUUGUGGGAGCUAUUGAUCUCAUUGGUUAUUUGCUUUCAGACCAUUUCUUGGUGAUACCUUCUGACCCGACCUUCUCCUUGCCUUUGUGAUCUCUGGGCCCAGCCCUCUUGCCCAGCAUGCACUUGUGAGAAGCGUGUAUCAUGCAUGUAUCCUCCUGGAUUGGCAGUGCUCUGUGCACAGCCAGGGCUGUCUCUGACCAGCCUAGUUUCCACACUGUGGCUGUAGGCCUAGGGCAGGUUGAGAGCAUGAUCUAGGAGCUGUGUGCUGCCAGGCUGCAACAGGGGUGUGGGGCUGCUUCUCCUUUUAGCCUCUGUAUUUCUUUAAGCAUGCAUCAUGCCAACCAGGGCAUACUCAUCAUCUGGCCCUGGGAACAAAUGGGCCCCACAGCCUGGAGCAGCAGAUUCGGGGAUGUACCACCUGCCCCAGUGGCCUCUGUGCCCCAAUCCAGAGCCCUCCAUAGGCCUGGCAUGACUUCUCUGGGCUUGUCUCUUUCCCCAGGCGGCCCUGAGGGAGCCAAAGGUUUGAACCCUGUGUAGGGUUGAGUGGGCUGGGGAUGGUGGUUUGAGGUUUAAGACUCUUUAAGAAUGAGGAGAAAGACCCUUCAGGAAACUCUGUUUCCCUGGACUGCACAGCCUGCAGAGCUGAGGCAAGGGUAGAAGGACCAGUGGGGGAAAGAGCACAUAGGCUCUGUAGCCACCUCUCCUGGGACUCAAGACACAAGGGACUUAUUCUCUUUCCUCUGCAAACCUAAGAAGCAGUUUUCCUUUCCUCUCCUCCCAUCACCGUUUAUUUUUUUGCUGCUUCUUCCCUCCCCCAACCCCUUCCAUUUUCUCCCUGGAAAAGCCUGGUAUUUAGUUUCAGCCAGACCUUCUCAGCAGAAGGAUGGCCUUAGGCAAAACUGGUCCAAGAACUUGGGGUGACAUUGCUUGAGGAGUUGCUCUGAUCAGCAAUGCCUUAGCUGCUCAUUGCCUCUGUUUUCCGUCUCCCAGCACAGGGGUACCUAGGACCAUUCAGGGGCUCCCUAGCCCAGACUGUCACUUGCAUGCCUUAAUAUUUCAUUGCAGGGGUGUGGCCUGAGUGUUCCUGGGCUAGCACCUUCCUACAGCUCCCUUAACUCAGAGCAGCUGCUGCCCUCAUAGAUUUGAGUUGCUCUUGCCCCCUCGGCCUCCAGAAUGGGACUGAAGAGAAUGGCUGAGAAACUUGAGUUAGGGACAGUUAGCCAGAGGUUAAUGUUCUUUCCUUUUUUUGAAAGCUAAAGAUCUAACUUGAAUUCUGCUGCUGUGUUCAUGGUUGUAAGCUUUCCAUGCCUAGAUUUUGGGGGAUUUAUUUAUCUAUGUAUGUAUAUUUCUAAACAUUGUUUCCUGGGUUGUCCUGGGCAUGUGCCUGUCUGAGCCCCAGGCCUGUCUGUCCACACCCCAUUGUUCACGCUGUCUCUCCUCUGAGCACCCUCUGAGAGGGUCUCAAGAUACUGCCCUGUUCGUCCCUAGGACUAGGGCCCAUUGCUCUGUUCUCUUCCUGCCAGGGAAUGCAGGUUACAGACAGCUAGAGAUGGCAGAGGGCAGGAGUUUGAUAGAUUAUCUUUCCCAUGUUUUCUUAUUUGUUUCUUUUUGGAAAUGAAAUGGGGUUUUUAAAUGGUCAUUUAAAUUCUCUUUUCCAAAUAAAGGUUUACCUUUUUUUCCC
Molecule: messenger RNA, 4533 nt
Organism: Choloepus didactylus (southern two-toed sloth)
Lineage: Eukaryota; Metazoa; Chordata; Mammalia; Pilosa; Megalonychidae
Gene: ANGEL1
Product: angel homolog 1
Exons: 12
Coding region: 508-2550 (680 amino acids)
Molecular function (GO): 3'-5'-RNA exonuclease activity
Source: RefSeq, a predicted model, not a curated record